Molecule: messenger RNA, 11737 nt
Organism: Danio rerio (zebrafish)
Lineage: Eukaryota; Metazoa; Chordata; Actinopteri; Cypriniformes; Danionidae
Source: RefSeq, a predicted model, not a curated record
GUCUUCUGUGUUUAUACCGAACAAAAUGGCUGCAGAGGCUUGAUCUUGACCCGAUGCUUUCAGCGCUCUCUUCGGACACUCCGCACUUAUUCUUGGAUAUAUGCGCUGUCGUUUUAAAACACAUCUUUGGAUUUCUGAACGCAAUUGCAGCCAGACUGCUCGCUACACUGUUCGCUAUCUUUAAUUUUGCACUUUACUGAAGCAGCUCGCCUCGUAUAAUCUCAUGACAGCAGCAGCUUCAAACUGCCCUCUUCUUCAUUUUGCACCGUACGUUAGAUCAAAUGCUAAUACUGAUGACAAAUGUAUGUCACUGUACUUUACAAACUGCCUCGCCUUUUUAAUGUGACGUUAUUUUGUUCUAUAUUUUAAUCGUGUUUGAUAACGUAUAUGACAUGUAUUUUAUUUCAAUCAUGCAUGCAUCUUAAUCUCCAUCAGAGCCAAAAGCUCCAAGUCUGCAUAAAUAUUUUAUAACAGACGUCUUUCGUUUUCAGUUUAAAUUUUGCAUUUCUUUUUAUUCUGCUGCCUUUUUCUGGAGACAUUUCGGAAUCUCAGCUGCUCGUUCAGGACAGUGUUACUUUGUUUUACGGGUACUUUCGUGGGAAAAGGCCUUUUGUACCAUUGUACAACAUGCAACACUUUUUUUAACGAAAGCUGCCAAAGCUCGACUUGUGAUCAAAAAGUGCCAGACUCUUUAAAACCUAAUCCCAGUGUCCCUUCAGGCCCAUUCUGACCCUCAAUCUGCCUGUAACCUCUGCAGCUACUACCAGCAAUGGCAAGUGUAGCCCUUGUAUUGCCCUACAACAGCAGUUACCUCCAUUACAGCAGCUCAGUCCUCGAUAUGUGCCAAGAGAGGUUCCUCCACGCUUCCGACAGCAGAAGCAGAGGCAGCUACUGAACGAGGGUCGACCUUUACCUAGUGGCGUGCAUAACACAAACUCUACUUGCCCUCCUCUAGAGACAGCCACCAGCAAACAGCUCACGGGACUUCCACAUCAAAGUGACCUGGGAGAUCAGCAUGAGAAUUGUGAUUGGAGCAUCACUGUCACCAAAGGCAGCAGUGGGAACCGGGAUAAAGUGAUUAUUAACAACAAAGACACUUGGCCUUCCAUUACAUAUAGCAAGAGCCGGCAAACACCAGAAUGCAUCUUGGACACUAAACGCACACCAGAGGUUGUUAGCAACAGUAGCAACACUAUUAUGGCUACAGGAGCUAGCCCACAGGGUCAUUACCCAAUAAGCAAAGCUAGCGUUAAUCUCUCUUCUAGCAUGGUGUCUAAUCAUGGUGGCCCUACCAGGGGGUGGGCCUCAGAAGGAAAGACUGACUUGUCCAUGGGGAGUAGAGGGCAGUCUAGCUGGGGUGCCUCAAAUCUAAACCUAAACCCCAGUGCUAACCCUGCUGCUUGGCCAGCUCUUGGACAUGAAGGGCCUGCAGUUGGGUCAGGACCUAGUAGCAUGGUUUGCUCAAAUCCUCUUUCACUUAGUAUGUGUGGCCAAGGAGGAGUGGCACCACCUCAUGGCACCAAUGGAAAUGGGAACAUUGGUUGUGUCAAUGAAAACCUUGUAGGGGACUGUGCAUGGGGCAACCCAGAUAUCCCAGAACAACAUCAGUCACCUACAAAUGUAUCCUUCAACAUGAAACCUCCUAUCCUUAAAACUGAUGGACCAAAUAACACUAAUCCAGAGCCAAUGAGUCCAGUGAACAGCUGGAGAGGAAACCUCAGCCAGUCACCUACUGAGCCUGCCAGCAAGGAUGGAACUGCGUUCUGGGGCAGUGGAAAUGCCAAAAAUGGAGAAUCAAAGGACUCAGGGUGGGAUUCUGUGGGUGUCUCUUCCUGGGGUCAGGGAGGAGCUAGCAGAGGCAGUCGUGGCUGGGGUGACUGGGGUAAACAGCCAAGCACUGAAGGUACAGAAUGGGAUGCUAAUGAAGCUCCUUCCCAGGAACAUAUGAGUUCAUGGGGUCCUGAUACUCCAGCAAGUGAGGGCAGCAGGGAUAGCAGUGAGGGCCACCCAAGGAAAAGAGAAAGAUCCUCAAGUGCUGAUUUGGUCCCUUUGCUUCCAAAGCAAGACUUAGAUCCACGUGUUCUUUGCAACUCAGGCUGGGGGCAGACUCCAGUUCGUCAACACACUGUUUGGGAAAUGGAAGCAAGUACAGACAAAAAAAAUGAUGUAGGGACUGAGGACUGGGGGUCUUCCUCCAACACAGCGUCAACUGGACCUCCACCACCUCCUCCUGGGUGUGCCAAUUCUAACAUCAGUCCACCUCCUAGAAUGGAUACAAGCAAGAGUGAGGGACAUUGCAGAGUCAUGCCAAAUGCAGGCUGGGGAGGAUCAGUCCCAGUCUCUGCUCAGCCUAACAGUGGAUGGGGAGAGCCUUCAGCAAAUAAAAAGGUUUCCAAUGGAUCAGGAUGUAACUGGGGUGAUCCUAUUCCUGUGGCUCCCAACAUUAGUGGCUGUAAUGGCCAGUCUUGGGCUUCUGAAGAAAAAUCUCCUAGCUGGAAUGAUUGUACUUCUCAGAAGACAACACAAAAUUGGGGUGAUGGACCCAAAUCUUCCUCAGGUUGGGGAAGUAGUGGUUGUGCGAAUAGUGGGGAGUGGGGUGAAUCUUCAGAAAUGAAGAAUAGCUCUGGAAGUUCAUCUUGGGAACCUGACAGCAGAAACUGUAAAGAAACUCAGAGAGGCUGGACUAAAGCAUCACCAGCACAGAGUGGUUGUUGGGGUGAAGCUCAACAUACCAAUGGUUCAACACAAGGAUGGGGUGGAAAACUUCAGGAAUCCAUGUGUGGCAACAAUGGAUCUGGAGGCAUAGGAUCAUGGGGUGGCCCUAAUUCUGUCAAACAGAGUAACUCUGGCUGGUCAUCAAGAUGCCGCCAGGAAACAGGAGAUGAGUCCACAGGCUGGGAAGAACCCUCUCCUUCUUCUGUUCGUCGCAAAAUGGAUAUUGAUGAUGGGACAUCCACUUGGGGUGACCCCAGUGCUUACAGCAAGAGUGUGAAUAUGUGGGACAGGAAUCACUCCCAGAAUCAUCCAGGAACAAACAACAGUGGUAAUGGUAAUAACCUGUCUGUGCCAAACAGCGCUAAUCAUCCCCAAAGGCAAGGACCCACACAGAACCAUGUCAGUGGAAGCAACAACAACGCCUCACCCAGUCAAGGUGAAUGUCCUCUCAACAGGAUUUCCAUGGUGAACCCAGGCUGGGGAGAGAUCCCUAAAGUUCAGCCAAAUACAGAGUCCUCUUCAUGGGGCGAGACAGCCAGUUCCAGCUCCUCUGUGGACAAUGGUACUUCAGCUUGGGGCCAAUCUUCUAGGGGCCGUGGGGGAUGGAGUGAAGGUAGCCGUGACUCAAGUGGGUCUUAUGGCAGAGGAAAUGCACCUGCUGUAUCAAGCCCCUGUCAGGAAGGUCCCAAACCUAUGCAAGAUGGCUGGGGAUCUGGCGGGGAAGAGAUGGGCAUGAACACCAGUCAAUGGAAUGCUGAUGAUGGUGACAUGUGGAACAGUCCCACAUCCCAAGACUCCACUUGUAACUCCUGGGGUCAUUCCAGAAAGGGCCCACAAAGGGUCAAGGUCUCUAACAAGCAGGAUGACGUUUGGAUCAUGAACAGGCUUAUUAAGCAACUUACAGAUAUGGGUUUUCCGAAGGAUCCUGCAGAAGAAGCCCUGAAGAGUAACAACAUGAAUUUGGAUCAGGCCAUGAGCGCUUUGUUGGAGAAAAAAAAUGAACUGGACAAACGGGGGAUGGGCACUUCAGACUACAGUAAUGGAUUAAAUAAGCCCAUGGUGUGCCGACCCACAAACCUCUCUAAAGACCCCUCACUGGAUCACUCCCCCUUCCUGGACAAGGAUGGCAGGCUGUCAGACGAUUCUUCAUCCUCACCGUUUAUGCCUUCUCCUGGCCUCAAGCUCCCACUGGCCAGUAGCAGCCUCCCGAACCAGGGGUUAGGUGGGGUCUCUUCUGGUCUGUCCAUGCAAAACUUGAACAAUAGACAGAUGCAUAAUGGAAUGUUUGGCACUAACGGAGCAGCACAAACUCGGGUCAUGCAGCAGCAGGCCCCGCCCCCUCAGCCACCAGUGCCACCUCUGAGCUCCACCCAGCCUAACCUGCGUGCUCAAGUGCCUCAGCUUCUCACCCCUCAGGUUCAAGCACAGCUCUUACAGUUUGCGGCAAAAAAUAUCGGUCUGAAUCCUGCACUUUUAACCUCACCAAUAAAUCCUCAACAAAUGACCCUGCUGUACCAACUACAACAACUGCAAGUGGCGUAUCAGCGUUUGCAGAUUCAGCAGCAAAUGAUGCAGGCUCAGCGUAAUGUCUCUGGUCCCAUCAAGCAACAAGAGCAGCAGGUUGCACGUACAAUCACAAACAUGCAGCAGCAGAUCCAGCAGCAUCAGCGUCAGCUGGCCCAGGCCCUGCUCAUGAAACAGCAGCAGCCUCCACCAUCCUCUCACACAGGCCUGCACCAAAACCUUGGCAAGGCAAGCCAGGACAGCUUCACAGCUGGUUUGAACCCGAACAUGAAUGUAAACUGUAUGGAGGUGGGAAGUCUCUCUCUGAAAGACCCUCCUCAGCCUCAGUCCAGACUCUCACAGUGGACUCACCCAAACUCCAUAGAUUCUCUAACAGCAAGCACUCAGCACAUGGAGGCAAACCUCAGUAAACACGGUUCAAUAUCUGCUGCUCAGUCCCAUGUGCCUGCUGGGAAGAGCUCUAUGGAAGAUUCCUUCAGCCCAUACAAUAUGAUGUCAAGUUCUGAAUCACCCAGCAACACAUUGGUGUCUCCGGAGAGCUGGACACAGGGCAAAAGUCCCAAUGAGAAAAUUGCAAGUGGCUCCAAUAUUAGCUGGCCUCCAGAGUUCUGCCCUGGAGUGCCGUGGAAAGGUCUGCAGAACAUUGAUCCUGAGAAUGAUCCUAACAUGACCCCAGGAAGCGUUCCAAAUGGCCCCACCAUUAACACUAACAUACAGGAUGUGAAUCGCUACCUGUUACGUGACAGGACUGGAGCCUCAUCCCCAUCUCAGAGUGGGACUCUGUCUUCUUCGAAUGAUUGGUCAGACAGUGCAUUUAACUCACUGGCUCUUUUCUCUCAGAAUGAGAGGGAUGCUGAGAAUCCAGGUAAACUCUUGGAAAUGAAGUCUACCUGGUCCCCUGGACCCAUCUCCCACACACAGGCCUCUUUAUCUCAAGAGUUAUGGAAGGUUUCCCCAGGGACUCGAAACUCCAGUGCUCCUUCUCGACCUCCUCCAGGACUGACCAACACCAAGCCCUCCUCCACUUGGGGAGGAAAUUCUCUUGGCCUCAGCCAAGGCUGGAACAACUCUUACUCCUCAGAAGGGGGAACUUGGAGCUCUGACAGUCCAAACAGAGGAAGCAGCUGGUUGGUGCUGAGAAACCUCACUCCUCAGAUUGAUGGCUCCACUCUGCGGACUCUGUGCAUGCAGCACGGCCCUCUCAUUACCUUCCAUCUGAACCUGACACAGGGAAAUGCUGUUGUACGUUACAGCUCCAAGGAGGAGGCUGCCAAAGCCCAGAAAUCCCUGCACAUGUGUGUGUUGGGUAACACUACUAUCCUGGCAGAGUUUGCCAGCGAGGAGGAUGUGAACCGCUUCUUUGCACAGGGCCAGUCUCUUACCCCCACCACUAGCUGGCAGGCCAGCCCAGCACCAGGCUCCAGUCAACCCCGACUGGGCAACCCUACUGCUAGCCACCCCACAGGCCUCUGGAGCGGAGGAGGAGGCACCAAGUCAGUCUGCAGUGCUGGGAACAGCAGCAGCGGAAAUGGAGGCGACAUGCUCUGGGGUGGUGUGCCACAGUACUCCAGUUUAUGGGCUCCCCCAAACGGAGACGAUGCCAGGGUAAUCGGCAGCCCCAUCCCAAUAAAUACUCUGCUCCCAGGAGACCUGCUGAGUGGAGAGAGCAUGUAGGAUGCAUCAGACAUCAUAAACCAACAAAGUCAAAAGACCCAACGGAUCAAAUCUCAAGCAAAUCAAUGUGGCGAUAAUCACUUUUUGUCGAACUCUACCAGAGGUUGAAGGGGAGACAGCUGCAAACCUCCAACUGCUGUUUUUUGUCCUGUUUUUUUACGUCAGACUAUUUGGUGUGUUCGUGGAUCUUCGUGUUCAAAGACGUUGACAAACAUAAAUCAAUAGAAGAAGAGCUUUUUGAUGCUUUUUUUGUUUCCAAAGAUUGUUUUCGUUCAAAACUGUUGUUCAGGAGAAGCCGCAAAAGUGGCAGCCAUCUGAAAACGACCCAGGCACAGUGAGACCUCAUGACACCUUUCCCUAUAAUGACACUCUUCUGAUGAUUGGAAUGAUCCUUGUACUUUUUGGUUUGAAAAUCUGCAUCACUUUUUCACAACUUAUUAGCCGUAAGUGCUCUCUCUCCAUGACCUCCUAAAGUUUUAUUUUAUAAGAACAACAACAUCAACCAAUUUCCUAAGUUGCACAGUUCUGUUUCUGAGCCAGCGAAUAGGCCAGAGCUAAUGAGCAGUGGCCUGUCAGCAUGACUAAUCACCAAUGAUACGUUUCGUCUUUAAUUCUGUUCGUAAUUAAAAGGGAGCUGCACUGCUCUGUUGCGUUUUACUCACACUCUUUUUUUUUAUUUUCGUUUAAUAUGUGUAUGGUUAAAUAAGCUGAAUGUUAAGCUUCGAUUUAGAUAAAUGAAUGUCAGUGUGUCUGCUGGAACUUGACCAAGCAUCUGUGUGUGAGUACUUUACCACUGUUAAAAACACUCAGUGGAUGCUUUUUAAUGAUACCUAAACGACUUCAGUGCUGAAUCAAUCAAACGCUAUUCAGUUACUAUGUGGUCAGCCAUUUUUAAUGAGAUGCAACAGAGAAUUCAUUCUGAUGCAUUGUGCAAUAGAAGCCAGAGACGCUUUCUUCCGUCCACACUGAAGCUUACUGAAACUGUUUUUUUUUCUUGUUUUUGCUGAAGACUAUAGCAGAAUUGAAUCUUUGGACUCAUUUUUCCGCCUUGCCUUGAACUGUUUGUCUGCCUUUCUGGCUGUUCACUAGUAUAUUUGUGGAAAGGAGGAACUGUUAACUGUGUUUGUCAUCACUCCAUGCGGUUUACCACUUGGCAUGUGUGGGAUGCCACAGUCUCCCAGCCACAUCUCUUCACCAAACAGAAAUGGAAUCCAUAGCGGGAGACACAUGGCUCGGAAGUCAGGCACAAUACCAAAUACAAUGCGUUUCUCUUAAUGCAGUACAGAAUAAGAGAUUCUUGCGUUUGGUACAAACAUAAAAGACAUGUACAUUUUAUAAGUCACUUCUUUAAGAGGUAUUAGCAAAGCACUUAUUACAAGAGCAGUGCUCCUUCUGAAAGCCAAUAAAUCAGUUGAUGGAGCGUAUUGUUAAAAAAAAUGAAAAGAAACAAAAAAAAAUCUUAAGGCAACUUUUAACUGUUACCUUUUUUAUAUAUACACCUUACUGGUAUUCAAACGGCUCAUUUGUUUGUCGUCCAUCUCUGAUCAAUAAACUUUUCAGACUAUUCCGAAUUAAGGGACGAACAAAAACUACAAUCAGUUGAAACUUGCAAUGUAUGUUUUUUGUGUCUGUAUAUUUUCUCUUCUCACUCUACCCAAAGUGAAUGUCGUUGUUGCUUUGAUACAGUCAAAAGACUUUAUUCUGUCCUGAGGAGGCACUUCAGUUGGAUUGGAUUUGAAAAAGAGGCUGUCAGUGCCUCAGUGUGGAAACUGAUGGAGGAUAUUUGAUUCUCAGUAGCAGAUUCCUCUGUGGAAUGAAGGAAAGGACAUUAUGAUGUGAUGAUGAUAUGGACGGACGAUGAUGUGAUGUUUGCAGUAGUAACUUAGGUACAGAUCUUCAAAUGUCCCUCGUUCCAUCUGGGAUGACGGCUCUCAUGCAACCUAACCCACUCCAUCCCUCAUGUGGUUUUGCUGGAAUUUAAGACUGAAUGGAAUCGCCAGUGUUGUAUAUUAUGACUUUUUUUUUCUCCACACAUUCUGUUGGUCUUCAUUCAGCAUUCUUUAACUGCCUGCAGCGCAUGUGGAUACACUUUAAAAGAGGUGCCUCGGUAUACUUAUCCUGUGUCACGGAUGCAAAUGAAGAUGCUGUGAUGUAGGCCAUGUUUCGUGUGAAAAUAACUAGUUUUUGUUGUUACAGUGUUAGAUCAUUUAGAAUAGGGGCUCUUUUAUUGAUGUGUGUGUGUGAGUGUGUGACCUAACCCUGGACAUCCCACCUCUAACUCAGCUGCUAACAUCCACUCUUUUGUGUGGCCUCACUGAAGCCAACCCUGUUAUCUAGAAAAGCUGCCCAUACUUGAAAAGCCCUGUCCGAGCAGUAUUUCUAUGGACAGACUCUUUCUGCCAUUGGCGCUUUAACUACAGCACACGGCAUGCUGUGACUAUGCAAAGUGAGAAAAGAUGGGCUUGUAAUGUCCGCCCUGUGCCAAUCUGUGGCUUUGAAAGGAAGUUUAAAAAUUGUGCAGUCCUCCUGUAAUAUUAUCUUACAUACACAAGACCAUUGACGUCCUUGUUGAACUUAGGGUGUUUCCUGACACAAAGCAUUUUGUUCAAAUUCUUUUCGGGAGGUCUGCGCACCAAUUGUGCUGAAUCUGAUAGAUCUCGUUCACUACAAUCUCAGGGCAUGACAAGAUUAACCAUUUUUGUUUAAUGAAAGUUGAUCGUUUCAAAGAUUUAUCAAUUUCAAGCGGGUCUACGCAUUCAGUUAUGUGUGUACAAAUCUUACAAAGCGUACAUGAAAGAAAUACGACAGAAUAUUUAUCAAUGGGGCAAUACAUUUUGGAGGGUGGCUAGUUAGGGUGUUUUCAAUCCUGAUGAACAGGAAUUGUUGGCGAGUCGUCAGUAAAUGGGACCUGCGUAUUGUACCUCUCUGCUGCUGCUUGUGAUGAAUUCCCCUCAUGGUCUCACGUGCCAAUGUAUGCAUAAAGAUAUAUAGGUACACUGUGGCAUUGCUGACUUCACAUCUUAAAUUCCAAUGUGUGGUUUUGUUGUAGAGCACUUCUGUUUGAAGGCACUUUGAUGAUUCUUGUGUGUUUGAGGUGGGAUUGGGUUUGAAAAUGGGUUGAGGAUAUGCUGAUUAUUUGUGAUAAUCUUGUUGCUGUCAUUAGAAGAAUAACUAGCUAGAACUUUUAACAGCAUUGGGGGUUGUGGUGUGCUAAUGGCGUACAGAUAAUGAGUAAUCCCUGGUACUUUUGUUUUGUUUUGUUUUUUGAAUACCAAAAAAUGAAAUGGCAUUUUAUUAUCUUUUAUAUAAAACAAAAACAAGUAAACACUGAAGGAGAAAAAAAACAUUUCAAAAUGCACAUCUUGCAGAUGAUAUCUCCUGUUUGCUGAUCACAUCCUGAAGGUUGAUGGCAAGCUGGAGUGCCUUUUAAAAAAAGUUUGUUUGUAAAAAGAACUGUACAAUUGUCAUCUCAGUUCAUUUCACUGUUGCCUGUGUAUGUAACUGCCUUGUUCCAAAUUCAGUCACAGCUGACUGACAGUGAACCACAAUGUGACUGAAAACAUCACAGGACGUCUCUGGUGACACCAGCAUAGGUAGACUAUGACUACAGUUAACUUUAUUCUCUGUAUUAUCAUGUUUAUUUUGUAGAAAAAAUGCUAUCAGAUCUCCAAAUCCUUCACUUUUAAAACUCCUGGGUAAAAAAAUGAUUUGAAAACGAGCAAUAGGGUGUGUCAUCGGUGGGAAUUUGCCUAAAAGAAGAAAGUGAUCAGCGAUUGAUCAAAACCAAACAGUCUUACUGAGGGGGUUGUGUGUUUGUUAUAUGGACUAAAGACAUCCAUGCAGUAUUUGUGGAUAACUUCAAUCAUUAUGUUGAACCCCAUCAUUCUGAACAAUGUUUCUCUUUAGGCAAAGUUUGAAAAAUCAUAAACAUAUCAAAAUAUAUAUCUCCACCAAUACUUGAAUUAAAGCACGCCAAUUGUAAAAUGUGAAUUUAUUUUUUCUUGCAUUUUGUUUGGGUCUGACACCUUUUAAUGUAUUUGUAACAUUUUCACAAAUAACUUCUCAACAAAGAGAAAUAUUUGGAAUGCGUGAGUUUGAGUGCUUUAGUUCAUUUGCUCUCUAAUCGCUGAUUGUUGUUGUUGUUGGGUAUCUGCCAGCAAUUAUAAUCCAUUUUGUUUGUUAUACUGCUUUGUGUGUGUGUGUGUGUGUGUGUGAGAAUGAGUGUCUUUUUCCCUUGCUUGUACUCAAAAAAUAAUUGCAGGGGAGAUCAUGACAAUUUGUGUGUCAAUGUUUACUCAAGGACUACUUUUUAUCCUAAUGUAUGAAACCUGUAAAAUUGUAUUCUCAUGGUGGUUUUUAUUGGGAAAAUACCCACAAAGGUGAUCAUUUACAUAGUGUUUUCAUUUCAGUUACGUUUUCAUUUAAAUUUCAGUUACAGUUUGUUUGUUUGUUUUUUGUUUUUUUUUUGCUCAACUAAAAAAUCUAAAAAAAAAUAAAUAAAAAAAAGAUCAAAACUCUUUUUUUUUCUCUAUAAGAGCCUAUCAUUUCAAUUCUGAAGAGUUUUUUCUUUUUUUUCAAAUCUUGAAUCCUAUUUUUUUUUUCAAAUGUCUGAAUUUGCAAAAAAGAAGAAAACAACCUACAGACAACAUCAGUUUAAUAACACGAAAAUGAAGUAUGCUAUUGCUGAACUCUGGGGUUGUUUUAGUGUCACUUUGUAUUUUUUCCUCAUGAAUUCUGUUGUUUAUGUUGUAUGUUGAACUGAUGCUAAUGUCUUUAUGUUUUCUUUUCAAAAAAAUGAUUCUGUCUUGCACACUGACAAAAGACUUGGAUUUUUUCUCAGGAAGAUUAGGGGUCCAGAGUUCCAGUUCCACUGUUAAGAUGUUGAUUAUCAUGAGAAUUUAACUAAUUGAUUAACAAAUCAGAAAAAUAUUUUAAAACAACAACAAAAAAAGAUCAACUCUAAGCACUGAAGGUUAUGGAUUUGAAAAAAAAAUUAUGUUUUGAAUUUUAAUCUGUAGCAGACAUUUACCAAAUAUUAGAUAUUAAAGAACCUAUGCGUUUUAUUUCUUAAAGUAGAGUACUUAUGAGAUGUUUUUGUAUCACUUUACAUGCAAAUAGAAUUUUGUUUACUGGUUAGGUUGUGGAAGGACCUACCACUGUUUGAUUUUUACCUUACCUGAUGUUUCCCAACGAGGUCCAGUGUCAAAUGCUUGAUAUUCCAUUCUCUUGUCUUUUUAUAGUUUGGAAAUUCAUUAGAGGCCUGUAUGCAAAGGCCUGAAAAUUGUAGAUCAACACAUAGAACUUGAACUUCUACUAGAUUUACGUACUAGUUUUUGAGUGUGGGUUGAAAAUACUCCAUCUAGGUUUAGACUAAUGUUAAGAUGUUGUGAAAGGAUUAAGAAUCUAUGCACAUGUUUGAGAGGACUGUAUGUCCAGACAUGCUAUUCUUACAAGGAUAUCUGGGAGGGGGGAGGGGGAUCAUGCACUUGUUUCUUUGUAUAACUUUUAUUUGAAUCAGCAGAUUUUAGUGUCAUCACCAUGCUCUGCGUCUCAAGAUGUGAGCUUCAACAACCAAGCACUGUGGGUUUAUUCCAAUCUGUGACAUUCUAGUGUUUAAAUGGAAUGAUGGGUUGGAUGGCAUCUUGUGAACUGUUGCUCUAUUGUUCAGAUAGAAACCACAUGACUGUACUGAGAUUCAACAGCUUUUAAAUGUUUUUCCCUUACCCUUGAUAGAAUGUGAUUGUUGAGGACACAGAAAAGUCUUUCCAUGUUGUAUGGAGAUUAUUUCAGCCUAUAUUAAUAAAUAGCAUUCUUUUCUCUUGAA